CCCCGCCCCUCGUCGCUUGUGCAGGGCGGCCGGCUGGCUACCGGGCGCAGGCGGGUGCGGCCGCGGCUCGGGAGGCUGCCCCCGCCUGGCGUGUGCGCCGGGUCGUGCCGUUCUGGGCGCGAGCGCGGGCGGUGCCGGCCGCUGCAGGUGACACCGGCGCGGUGAGGGCCGACCCUGUGGAGUGCUGAUUGUCAAACCCAGGGCCUCACACAUCUCCAUUCCCAUCCUAAAUGUCUCCUAAGGUCCAAACAAAUUAUAAUUAAACACCCCUUUCCGAAUCAUUUGUCCUUAGGAAAAAAGGAUGCACACAUUAACCAUAAUCUCAGACCUCCGGUCCUCACACUGUAUCAGGCGACUCUCCACAUCGAAGGUCACAGGAAGACAGAGCACCUACGGUCUGACCUUUGUUUUGCAGAUGAGGAAAUUGAGACACAGAAUAUCUUAAUGGUAGAACCAAAAUACAAAGUUGGACAGUUUUGACUUCUGUACUUGUAACUUGGACACUGUGCUGGGCCUUCAGUAAGCUCUAAAAGAUGAGUCGUGGAUAUUCAGAAAACAAUAAUUUCCUGAAUAAUAAUAACCAAAUGGUAUUGGAUAUGAUCCUUUAUCCAUUGAUUGGAAUCCCUCAGACGAUCAACUGGGAAACUGUGGCAAGGCUUGUGCCUGGAUUAACGCCCAAAGAGUGUGUGAAAAGGUUUGAUGAGCUAAAGAGCUGCGGGAGUUCACCUGUUGAUAACCAGUAUAACCCUUUAAUGGCUACUGGAGAGGGUCCUGUUGAAACUUUAGCUACUUACAUUAAAUCUUCACUUCUGGACACACAAGGAGAUUUUCAAGAGACUGCUGUUGAUCAAGAUACAGUUUCUAAAGCAGGAAGACAUAGUAUAGCUACCACAAGGAAUUGCUCUUCAGAAAGUGAAAACUGUACUGCUCGUAAUGCUGGAGAAGAGGCUGGAGAAUCUGAAGGGCCAAACAUGGUGAUCCAUGUAUGUGAUGAAGCAAAAAGCUUGAAAGAAGAUUUUAUUUGCCCACGAGAUCUUUUGAUAUCAGAAAUGAAGUACUUUGCUGAAUAUUUAUCUAUGGAUGCCCAGCGCUGGGAAGAGGUGGACAUUUCAGUUCAUUGUGAUGUUCACAUUUUCAACUGGUUGAUAAAAUAUGUUAAAAGGAACACUAAGGAGAACAAAGAUUGUGAGAUUCCCGCUUUAGAGCCAGGAAAUGUCAUUUCAAUCCUUAUUUCUUCAGAGUUCUUGAAGAUGGAUUCAUUAGUUGAACAAUGUAUUCAAUAUUGCCAUAAAAAUAUGAAUGCCAUAGUAGCUGCUCCAUGCAACAUGAACUGUAUCAAUGCAAACCUUCUCACACGCAUAGCUGAUCUGUUUACACACAAUGAAAUUGAUGACUUAAAAGACAAAAAAGAUAAGUUUAGGAGUAAACUGUUUUGUAAGAAGAUUGAAAGACUGUUUGAUCCUGAAUACUCCAAUCCAGAUUCCCGAAACAAUGCAGCAACACUCUAUCGAUGCUGUUUGUGUAAGAAACUUUUAACCAGAGAAACAGAAAGAAGAAUUCCUUGCAUCCCUGGAAAAAUCAAUGUGGAUCGACAUGGAAAUAUUAUCUACAUCCACAUAAGAGAUAAAACCUGGGAUGUACAUGAAUAUUUGAAUAGUCUUUUUGAAGAAUUAAAAUCUUGGAGAGAUGUUUAUUGGCGUUUGUGGGGCACAAUCAACUGGUUGACUUGUUCAAGGUGUUACCAGGCUUUUCUCUGUAUUGAAUACUCACAUUGUCAGUAUCACUCAGAAGUGGUAGUUUAUUCUAGCACAGUAAAUUCACUAAACACUGUGGGCACUGGAAUUUAUCCCUGCUGUAACCAGAAGGUUCUUCGAUUUGAUCCCACUCAGCUCACAAAAGGCUGUAAAGUGAGGGACCACAUGGUUCUUCUUCAUGAUCAAGGAGAAAAUGAUGAUGUACUUUCUUGUCCAACUGCUAAAAUACUGGAGGAUCUGCACAAGCACAAAGAUGUCAUUGUUGUACCUUUUUCAAAAGAUGCCAUUAGUGACCCCGGGGUUGGCUCCUGUGAUGAGAAAGGCCUGGAGUGUGAAAUUUUACUGGAGCCAAACACGCCGUGGGGCUCCAAAGCUGGGGAGCUCAAUGCUUUCUUGUCACUGAAAAACUGGACUCUGCAGUUGAAACAGCAGUCGUUGUUCUCAGAAGAGGAAGAGUACACCACCGGGUCCGAGGUCACUGAAGAUGAAGUUGGUGAUGAAGAAGAAAUUGCCAAGAAACAAAGGAAAAAGGAGAAGCCAAAGAAAUUUACUAAGCCACCAAAAAAACAACUGUCCUCACCCUGUUCUCAAAAGAAAGAGAAGACACUGGAGAAGUCAACUUCUAGAGAUGUGUCUCCUUUUGUUGUGAGUAUGCAGAAGAAUAAGUGGGAUGCCACAAGAUCCUUGAGAUUCAACCAAGAUGCACAAAGAGAAGAUGAUCAGCGACGGAUGUCUGAAAUUACAGGGCAUCUAAUAAAAAUGAGAUUGGGUGAUCUGGACCGAGUCAAGGCAAAGGAAUCAAAAGAAUUUGCAGGAGGUAUUUAUUCUAGGCUUGAAGCACAAAUCAAAGCCUCAGUGCCUGUCACUGCCCGGCAAAACAGCUCAGACAAAAACCAGAGGUCUAAAAGUCGUUUUGGUCAAGGGCGUCCUGCAUAAAGCACCCUAAAUAUAAAAAGAGAGAAGGCACACUCUGGACAUCUGAAAUGCUCACUUCUUGAAGAUCUUCAAACAGUGACUGCUAGGUGCUCUAUGAGUUAUCCCUGCAGACCACAGAAUCAUGCUACAGUGACUGCUAGGUGUUCUAUUAGUUAUCCCUGCAGACCACAGAAAUCAUGCUACAGUGACUGCUAGGUGUUCUAUUAGUUAUCCCUGCAGACCACAGAAAUCAUGCUUACACAAAUAUAUAGUUAGGUUUCGUUAAAAAUCUUAACUGUAUAUAUAAAUUUUAUUAUAUAAAUUUCUCUUUGUAUAAUUCUAGGCUGUGUAGAAGAUAAUUGCAAACUUUACAUAGUUAAUUGACAAAGAGAAGGUCUAACUUGUCAAAUAAUUAAGUUGGUAAGAUCUUAAGAAAUUAAGGGUACAUGACUGGUAGUGUUACUAUGCAUGGACACUGAUCAUUGUAUGUUUGGGGACUGUUGAAUCUUAGGCAUAGCAUUGAGAAAUGAAUUUUGUAUGAUGAACUGUCCAGUGAUGUUAAAUUUAGUUUGUAUGGAUAUUAAGGAGUAACAGAUCUGGAAGCUGUGUUAAUAGAAUUUCAAGGCAAGGUUAUUUCAAUACCAUGUUGGUCAAGAAGGGUUAAUCUUUUCAGUAUUGUUACAUGGAAGGUACAAUGUUAUUCAACUUCUGUUUCUUUCAGUUUUUCAUGCUUAUCUGUAAAUCAUAUGAGCCUAAAAUCUGGUCCUGGCCUCUCUCCUGGAUGAAGCUAGUGACAUUCUGAAUCUAAAGCAGCAUGUGAUGGGCUUCAGGUAGUGAGUCAUUUGAGUUCUGUGGCACAGUCAGGUGCAGGUUUCUCAGACCCAGCCAUCCUCUAAUCUACUUCAAUAUCCUCACAGCGAAUGAUCGCUAGCUACGAAGAGAUGUCUUAAAGUUCCCAGAUUGAUGAGGUAGCUGGAAAUUUCAUAUGUUCAAAUAAAACUAUUUUAUAGAUCAUGUUUUAAUUUUUUUCUAACUUAGGUAGAUAGCAUACUCAGGGAAAUUUUGUUCCAGACUUUAAGCAUGUACUAAGUUAUAUGUUUGGAAAUUGUUAAUAGUUCUCUGAGAACCAUGAGAUAUAUACUGUUUCUAUGUCUAGUUUUUCUUUGCCUUGUGAUUCAUGUCUUCAAAUUGUUCAGAGAAUAAAUCUUGAUAACAUGUCACAGAACAGCAAUUAUAAAAGAAAAAUUCAAGUCUUACACCUAGUUUACACAAAAGAAAUUAUAAUUUUUAGUAUCUUUUGGUUGCUAUAUGAAGCUCUUAAUCAUUUGAUAAUUAUGCUUUUAAUAUCUAUUUGGAAAUUUUAUUCUGGUAUACAGAUGCUUUUCAGUUACUGAUACUUUGGAAAUAGCUUAUAUCAUAUUUAUUUUCAAGAAAGUGUUUUUUCGUAUGUGAUGUGUAAGUCCCAUGAGUUACCAGUCUUAUCGUUGGCUCCUGGAUUCUCUGAUAGAAGGAUUUGGAUUUAUAUGUGUAAGUGGCCUGUGAUCAUUGUGAUUAGAAGGGAAUAUGCUCUUUUGAUUUUCACAGAUGAUAAAAGUACUCAUUGCUUCUCCCUGGAGGGGGCUGAUUUACUGAUUGCUGUUAACAGACUUUAUUGAAAUCUGAUUCUAUAUGGAAUGUGCUUUUUAUUUUGUAUCCUUCUGUGAUACAUGGACAGUCAUUUCUUCUGCCAAGUACUUUAAGGUUUUCCUUGCAUUAAUUCUGAGUUCAAACUUAUUGAAAUAAAUGGCAGUGACAAAAAUUGUGGAGAAAGUCCCUUGAUCUGACUCGUUCUGCUGUCUGAGAAGACUGGAGUACUCUGUAUUCUACAUAAUUCCCUGGAAAAUUGGCUGUGAAAAUCUUAGGUUUUAAGAUUAUUAUUUGAGUGUGGCAGCACCCCGUCAACUUUGGAAACUGAAGUAGGAAAAUCCUUCAUUCAAAACCCUGCCUGUCUCAAGAACAUUUAGCAAAGCAUUUAAGGGUUGAAAUCCUACAGUGGGCCAAGCGUAUAGCUCAGUAGUAGUGCACUUGCCUCAGUAGAUGCACAGUAGCCUGGGUUUGAUCCCCACUCACACAGGCGUGAGUGGAAACCCCACAGGAAAGGUGACCUGGUAUCACUGCUGCUGCGCAGUUGCCCGACAGCAUGUUACCUUUCUUUGCAAUGUUCAACCAGGAAUUGUGAGGUAUUUAAUUGUUUUGGUACCCGAGGCUGAAACUAUCAUAUUUUUUGCUGAUGGCAAAUUUAAAUAAACAUUUUAAAGCCUUUUGU
Mastomys coucha (southern multimammate mouse) is the source of this 4974-nucleotide messenger RNA. RefSeq names its product KIAA1841 ortholog (gene Sanbr). The transcript is spliced from 23 exons. Lineage: Eukaryota; Metazoa; Chordata; Mammalia; Rodentia; Muridae. The record is from RefSeq and is a predicted model, not a curated record. Bases 534 to 2690 code for a protein of 718 amino acids.